CCCGAUUACAGAUCCUGAAGAAUCAAAAUAGGAAACUCGGAGGAUUGUCGUCCGAGGAGAUCGAGACGAAGACCUCAUAUCCUUCCAUCUUCAAAUCUUGCUCCCAAAAUCUCACCUUUUUCGCCAUCACUACAUAUUUGAAUUUUCUCUUGAGCAGAUUCUCCGCUUCAGAGAGGAUUUGGGAUUCUGCUUUUGAAGGUGAAACGAUCUGAUCUGGAUUUUUGAUUUGGGGAAUACUCGUACAUGGUGUAAUAGAUGGGGUUAGUGUUUACACGAUUGUUCUCAUCGCUUUUCGGAAACAAAGAAGCUCGGAUCCUCGUUCUCGGUCUUGACAAUGCUGGCAAAACCACUAUUCUUUAUCGGCUUCAGAUGGGUGAAGUUGUCUCCACUAUUCCAACCAUCGGAUUCAAUGUAGAGACGGUGCAAUAUAACAAUAUAAAGUUUCAAGUCUGGGAUCUGGGUGGGCAGACCAGCAUCAGGCCAUAUUGGAGAUGCUAUUUUCCAAAUACUCAAGCCAUAAUAUAUGUGGUUGAUUCCAGUGACACCGAACGACUAGUAAUUGCUAAAGAGGAGUUCCAUGCAAUUUUAGAGGAGGAAGAGCUAAAAGGUGCUGUAGUUCUCAUAUUCGCUAACAAACAGGAUCUUCCUGGUGCACUUGAUGAUGCUGCUGUGACAGAGGCUCUAGAGUUGCACAAAAUAAAAAACCGUCAAUGGUCUAUAUUUAAAACUUCAGCAAUCAAAGGAGAAGGUCUCUUUGAGGGCUUAGACUGGUUGAGCAACACUCUCAAGUCUGGCGGUGGCUAAACCUUUCGUUCUCAUUGUGUAAGUUUGUGACUUGCUAUUGAUUUKGUCUUUAGCUAUUAGAUCUCGAGUCAUCAUGUCUUUUCGGAGGCCAAAUACUGAUGUCUCACUGAAACAUCUAAAUUUGUAGUACCAUUUUUUCUGUUUGAUGUUAUCUGUUUCUUGGUAGUUCCAAUUUUUAUACUAUUACUAAAUCUUUGAAACUUCUCCAUGGAAAUGAAUAUGAUGUAAGGUUUUGACCGGUCGA
Cynara cardunculus var. scolymus (artichoke) is the source of this 1048-nucleotide messenger RNA. Its product is annotated as ADP-ribosylation factor 1. Bases 256 to 804 code for a protein of 182 amino acids. Gene Ontology annotation, biological process: intracellular protein transport; vesicle-mediated transport. Gene Ontology annotation, molecular function: GTP binding; GTPase activity. NCBI's taxonomy places the organism in Eukaryota, Viridiplantae, Streptophyta, Magnoliopsida, Asterales, Asteraceae. The record is from RefSeq and is a predicted model, not a curated record. The transcript has 9 exons. Gene Ontology annotation, cellular component: cytoplasm; Golgi apparatus.